GAUUUCGAUAAAUUCUUUGAAUGGUAUUUUACAAUGUGAAAAAUUAGAACAAAUUACCAUUUCCGCCUCUAAUGGGAUUUCUUGUAGUGAUGUGAAUAAUAAUCUUUCCGCUUGGGGAUUGAACCAAGAGUUCAAUGUUAUUCCUAUGAACUUGGUGAUCAAGCCACAUCAAGAUCCUCACUAUCAAUAUAGUUAUCCUCGUGAUUUUUCUCGAUUAUACCGUCGAGCCGCAGAAAACUCUGAAAUUGUAUUCUCUGAAAUUGUAUUUACUCGUUCAAAUAUUUACGAAAUUUAUAAUAUUCGUGACCCAUCGCUUCGAG
Messenger RNA from Racocetra persica, 320 nucleotides. The record is from the annotation of a GenBank genome assembly. NCBI's taxonomy places the organism in Eukaryota, Fungi, Glomeromycota, Glomeromycetes, Diversisporales, Gigasporaceae.